AUGCGGCACACUCCAGGAAAUCCAUCCGUCCGAUCAGCUUUAGAACGUGCCGAGUCCGUCUCGCCCACUGUCCCGUCUCCGAUUUGCUCAACCGCUACCACAAGAUUCAGAUGGACAAAAGGAGAGGGGAGGGUCUCUUUUACUGGGGCACAGAGAGAGUCGGUGACUUGCAAGGAGCAUCUAGUGCAAGUUCCUGAAGAAGGGUUAAGAAGCUGCUUUCUGUCACCCCUUACACAGAACACGCCCCCCCAAGUGUUACACGUGUGGUGCUUUUGCUCUCCAGAUUUCCUCUUCAAGUUCCUUGUGAUAGGAAGUGCGGGGACUGGGAAGUCCUGUCUCCUCCAUCAGUUUAUCGAGAGUAAAUUCAAGCAGGAUUCCAACCACACGAUUGGCGUGGAGUUUGGGUCGAAGGUCGUCAAUGUCGGGGGGAAGACGGUGAAACUGCAGAUCUGGGAUACGGCGGGACAGGAACGGUUCAGGUCGGUGACCAGAAGUUACUACCGCGGCGCUGCCGGGGCCCUGCUGGUGUACGACAUCACCAGGUGGGUGCCUGGGCAGCUCCCGCAGGCGGGGCCGGGCUGUGGGGGUGUCCAGGGCUCCCUGGCCGGGGGUUCGGGGCAGAGCGGGGCCCGUGGGCGGGCGAGGCUGCUGCGGAGCCUGAACCUCCAGCCUCAGCCAGGAGGGGAACUCCCUGCCGCUGCUCUCGCCCCGGCAGAGCUCAUGUUCCUGGAGACCAGCGCGCUGACCGGGGAGAACGUGGAGGAAGCGUUUCUAAAAUGUGCAAGGAACAUCCUGAACAAAAUCGAGUCCGGUGAGCUGGACCCCGAGAGGAUGGGCUCCGGGAUCCAGUACGGCGACACCUCCCUGCGCCACCUGAAGCAGCCCCACGGGGCCCAAGCACAGAGCAAGCCGCCCUGCAGCUGCUGAGGUCGCCUGU
Pelodiscus sinensis (Chinese soft-shelled turtle) is the source of this 937-nucleotide messenger RNA. Lineage: Eukaryota; Metazoa; Chordata; Testudines; Trionychidae. The record is from RefSeq and is a predicted model, not a curated record.